This is a messenger RNA of Gopherus flavomarginatus (Mexican gopher tortoise), 354 nucleotides long. Its product is annotated as group IID secretory phospholipase A2-like. The transcript is spliced from 3 exons. The record is from RefSeq and is a predicted model, not a curated record. NCBI's taxonomy places the organism in Eukaryota, Metazoa, Chordata, Testudines, Testudinidae. Gene Ontology annotation, biological process: negative regulation of T cell proliferation; lipid catabolic process; arachidonate secretion. Gene Ontology annotation, molecular function: phospholipid binding; calcium ion binding. The coding region runs from base 1 to 354 and encodes 117 amino acids.
AUGAUUAAUCAAGCCACAGGAAAAAGUGCCAUCCUCAGUUAUUAUGGGUACGGCUGCUACUGCGGGUCUGAUGGCAAAGGGGAACCAAAGGAUGCGACAGAUUGGUGCUGCCGAGCUCAUCACUGCUGUUAUAAAAGGCUAAAAGCUAGUGGAUGUUAUGGCAACACAGAGCGAUACAGUUACACCUACAAGGACGGGGACAUCCUGUGUGCUUUGGGGAGCUGGUGUGAAGAACAGGUCUGUGACUGUGAUAAGAGCACUGCUUUCUGCCUGGAAAGGAACCUGAAGACGUUCAACAGCCUCUACGUUCGCUACCGAGACAGCAAGUGCACAGGAUUCACACCCAACUGCUAG